Messenger RNA from Aspergillus chevalieri, 840 nucleotides. Its product is annotated as fungal specific transcription factor domain-containing protein. The transcript is spliced from 3 exons. Lineage: Eukaryota; Fungi; Ascomycota; Eurotiomycetes; Eurotiales; Aspergillaceae. The record is from RefSeq and is a predicted model, not a curated record. The coding region runs from base 1 to 840 and encodes 279 amino acids.
AUGGAAUGGAUAACCGCGGGGAGGAUUCUAAGCUGGACUGAGUUUUAUGGGAAUUCGUCGAAUCUGGCGUUUCUUGGGAAUUUAUAUGCGCGCGCACGAAAGCACAGGGCUCCACAUGUCUCUGGGGAUGGGUAUUUCUAUGGUGAUUUCCAGUCAACGGCUGGUCCAUCGCAGGCAUACGCAGAGGAUAGAAACAAAGACAGUACGAAAGCUACGGACAGGACGCAGCUAUCAAUCGUUAACUUGUUGUACAACCCGAGUUACCCAAGCAAUUCGUCUUCACAGUCACCAUGGGAAUCUGAAAAAGACAAGGAUAAGACCGUGCAGACGGAUAACCCAGAAACACCAUCAAACAACAUAAUCCUAGGCAGCGGAAUAGCACCAGUAAACCAACUCGCAAACGAAUCCCAGCUCGAAAUCGAAAAGACAUUCAUCAGCAGUUACUUCUCGAACAAACACUACAUCCACCCCAUGCUCUGCAAAUCGUCAUUCCUCCGCCGCUGCGAACGCGAAGCAUUCAAUCUCUCUAGACGAAAGUCGUUUGCUUGUGGAUCCUCCAACUUCGCAGGCUUAUACUUUGCGGUUGUCGCCUUGGGCGCUAUAAAUGCAAGUCCUGACGAGACGUCGCUGCUGGACCAUUACUGCACAUAUUCGCCAGAUCCCAGGAGGCCGGGGACAGGGAGCGUGGGCGGUUAUUCGGCGUUAGAUUUUGCGAACUUCUACUUUGGGGCUGCGAAGAGGGCGCUGGGGGAUGUGUCUGAGAGUUGUUCGUUGGAGAGUGCGCAGGCGCUUAUGCUUUUGGUAUGUCUCCGUUUAUGGUGGUUUGUAGGGUUAUGCUGA